Messenger RNA from Oryctolagus cuniculus (rabbit), 4263 nucleotides. Lineage: Eukaryota; Metazoa; Chordata; Mammalia; Lagomorpha; Leporidae. The record is from RefSeq and is a predicted model, not a curated record.
UCACCACUUGAUAAAGCUGGAGAAAGAAUAGAGGCCUCCCUGCCUCACUAAUUCUAGAUGGUGGCCUCUUUCAGAGGUCCUGGGUAUUGUCAGUGCCACCCCUGCCAGAGUUGUCAGUGUUGUUUUUAAUGCAUCAGGAAACCCAACAGGAGAAGAGCCUGGAGGAGGAGUAGACAACCUUUGGGUGGUUUUCGUAAACUACUCAGUUCAGUGUGUUUCAUGCACCUGCUGUUUGGGCCCCCGACUGCGUUUGAAUUCCUGAGAUUGGGUGGAUGUUUAACCAUAGUUCGUAGCCAGGAGAGGCCUCCCCUAGUUCCCAGUCCACUCCCAUUUGAGCUUCACUGGCUCUUUUGAACAGAAGCCUUUCUCAGCUUUUACUUGGUUCAGUGAGCAAGGUUACUGUUCAAACACGCGGCUGCAGAGCUGUGGGGCUCAUCUCUCUUGGCUUUUCUCCUACGUGCACCUCAAGCUGUGGCAGAGAUAAUACUCAGCAGGAUUAAACUGCCCCUUCACUGAUUAUUUGGUCUUUGCCUGGCCGAGGGACUCAAAGCAAGAGGAGGGAGACAUGCAGAUAUGUUGCAGCAUAUUCAAGAAAGAAGAAUAUUAGGAUGGAAGACACUAAAAUGGACUCGCCUGACAGCAAUAAAGUGCAAGAUAAGAAAAUUGCCCCGAACCGUUCCUCCUCUGCAGUUACAGGACAAAACAGCAGCCACUCAGGAAACAAACCAGACCCCCCACCAGUGCUUCGGGUUGAUGACCGGCAGCGGCUGGCCCGGGAGCGUCGCGAGGAGCGGGACAAGCAGCUAGCUGCACGAGAAAUUAUCUGGUUGGAGAGAGAAGAGCGCGCCAGGCAGCACUAUGAGAAGCACCUGGAAGAACGGAAGAAGAAGUUGGAGGAGCAGAGACUGAAGGAGGAGCGGCGGAGGGCAGCGGUGGAGGAGAAGCGCCGGCAGCGACUGGAGGAGGACAAGGAACGCCAUGAAGCUGUUGUCCGGCGCACGAUGGAAAGAAGCCAGAAGCCAAAGCAGAAGCCUAACCGAUGGUCAUGGGGAGGCCCUCUGCACGGGGGCCCUGGCAUCCACGGCACAGAUCCAGACAGGCGGUCAGUUUCCACCAUGAAUCUUUCGAAACAUGUUGAUCCCGUCAUUAGCAAGCGGCUCUCCUCCUCAUCUGCAACUUUGCUAAAUUCUCCAGAUAGAGCUCGCCGCCUGCAGCUCAGCCCGUGGGAGAGCAGCGUUGUUAACAGACUCCUGACGCCCACACACUCGUUCCUGGCCAGAAGUAAAAGCACGGCUGCCCUGUCUGGAGAAGCAGCUGCACCCCUGGCACUCUUGUGUGUAAAACCAAUGCCCUGCACCCUAGUCAUCCCCAUUUGUCCUCGUUCAGCAUCUUGCAGCCCCAUCUCCAUGCCCUCCAAAGCCGCACACUCUAGACAUCCGGUGGAUCGACCAAAACUCUUUGUAACGCCAUCCGAGGGCUCUGCACGCAGGAGGACCAUUCAUGGCACGGCGGGCUCUAAGAGAGACAGAGAUCGAGAGAACAUCCCCUUCCACCUCACACCCGGCGUCCGACGGGCUCUGUCUCCAUCGAAUCCCAAAGCGAGGUCGCCGACUUCCUACCAACUUCGGCUCCCGUCCAAGUCCUUUCCUCACUUGCCCGGCACACCGCGCCCAGCAUCCUCCCUACCUCCUGGCGCCAUCAAAGCUGCUCCCGCUCAGGUCCGGCCCCCUUCCCCUGGCAACAUCCGCCCUCUCAAGAGAGAAGUCCGAGUGGAGCCUGAGAAAAAAGACCCCCAGAAGGAGCCUCCGAAAGUUGCCAACGAGCCUGCACUGAAGGGCAGAACACCUCUAGUGAGGGUGGAAGAAGCCACGGUUGAAGAGGGGACACCUGGCGAGCCAGAAGCCGACACUGCUGCUCCAGCUGAGGCACCAGCUCCAGCCGCGGGCCCAGCCGAGGCCCCCGGCCCGGCCGCCCCUGUGACGGCCACUGCUUCUCCCAAGACGUCCGCAGGCACCACCGACCCGGAAGAGGCCACCCGUCUGCUAGCUGAGAAGAGACGGCUGGCCCGAGAGCAGAGAGAGAAGGAGGAAAGGGAGAGGCGGGAGAGGGAAGAGCUGGAACGACAAAAGAGAGAGGAACUGGCUCAAAGGGUGGCCGAAGAGAGGACGCGCCGCGAGGAAGAAUCCCGGCGGAUAGAAGCCGAGCAAGCCCGGGAGAAGGAAGAGCACCUGCGGCUCCAGGCUCAAGAGCGGGAGCAGCGCGAGCGGGAGGAGAUGGAGCGUGUGCAGAAGCAGAAGGAAGAAGAAGCUCGUGUUCGCGAAGAAGCAGAGCGCGUCCGGCAGGAGCGGGAGAGGCAUUUCCAGCGGGAAGAGCAGGAACGCCUGGAGAGGAAGAAGCGACUUGAGGAGAUUAUGAAGAGGACCCGGAGGACAGACGCCACAGAUAAGAAAACCAUUGAUCAGAGAAAUGGUGAUAUCCUCAGGGGAGCUGUCACCGGAGGAACAGAGGUGUCUGCACUUCCAGGCAUGACAAACUCUCCAGGAAAUGGAGCACCAGUGCCCAGCCCGCUUGUGGUCACCUCACACCAGUCGAAAGUGACCAUGGAUAGCACACCCAAUUUGGAAAAACAACCAAAUGAAAAUGGAGUCUCUGUUCAAAAUGAAAAUUUUGAAGAAAUUAUAAAUUUACCCAUUGGAUCUAAACCAUCCAGAUUAGAUGUCACCAACAGUGAGAACCCAGAAAUCCCUUUGAAUCCAAUACUGGCCUUUGAUGAUGAAGCGACACUUGGGCCCCUGCCUCAAGUAGAUGGUGUUCAAACACAACAGCCCGCAGAAGUUAUAUGAGCAUUUCUUCUGAAGAACCAAAGCAGAAAUUUCGUAAGAAUUUCUACAAUUAAUGGAAUUCCUUUCAUGCUAUAAAGGAGCAUCCUGCCCCUCCCCCUCCAGUUUUCUAAGGAUUUCUUGAUCACCCUUUUGAAAAGACUUUAUUAAAACCAGCUGAAGACAACAGACUGGAUAGCUUUUCUAAUAACUUUCGCCAAUAGAAAGAAACGCUCCUUACUCUUCAGUACUUUAAAACAGCUUUUUCCAGUGUGCUCCUUCUUAGCAAAUCAAUAUUUUUCUGCAUCCUUUAAGAAAAGGACAAGAACAUUUCACUCUAAAGAAAUGGGCUGACCAGGCAUGACUUUUCCCUUAGAUAUUUUGGUCUUAAAGGCUUAACAUGUAAAAUUGGCACCGAAAAAAAAAAUUUACCUUUAACCAUAUAAUACUUGAAAAAUAAGUACCUCUUUGCUCUACAAGUAGAGUGACUGGGGGCCAUGUUUAAAUUCAACCUGUUUGUUUAAAUAUGAUUGCGAGGAGCUCUAUUUGUCGAGGCAAAUCUUAGGCAGAUUACCAGGUCCUGGUAAGCGCAGCUUUGCCAUGGAAGCUCUGCGAACGCAGCUGUCACGUUCCUCUUGCACCUCCUUUUACGAAAGCAUACUAACAAGUUUUAAAAUGUGAAAAAAUACAACAUUAUUUUUUCAGAGCAAGAAAAUAAUUUAAUGUCCUCUUAAAUAAUGUAUUUAUAAAGGUUUUCCAGAUAAACAGAUCAAAUAAAUUAGAACACCGUGACCAUACUGCAGAUCUGAUUUAUUAGAUGCGUCCCUUCCAGCGCUCCCACCAGAGAAUGUUACUGACGAUUCAGGGUUCUUUGUGAAGUCUGUAUGUUGCUGCUGUCCCUGGGGACGAUGGGACUUACCUUUGCCUUACCUGAUCGCAAAUUAUGUCGGGGUGGGGGAGGGGGAUAAAGAUUUACUGUUUCUUUAAAUAAAAAAAAAUUGGUUUUGCUCGUUUCAGAGCAAUGAGACAGUGACGGACACAGAGUGUCCUCGCUGGGCGGGCGUCCGUCAGCUUCCCUCUUAGCACCCGUGUCCUUCACCUCUGCCGCUGAGCCCAGCCGUACAAACUUGCACUUUCACUCGCUGACAUCAAUUCCAUUUUAUUUUUCCCAUUUUAAAGAUUGCUAAUGAUGGAAUGUAGGAGGAGAGGGAACGCGUGUUUUUAUGUGGAGUGUUAAAGAUAAAUUUGUACCACUAUAAGGUGUUUUUAUCAAACAAGGGGUUGGUUACUGCAUUCAAUGAUACUUCAUCUAUUGGACUAUUUCUUUUCAAUCCAAGCAUAUGGUCUUAGCUUGUAAUUUGCUAAAACAUUCAUUUGAGUUUUUUCCUUAUUCUCAGUUGUCCAUGUACACAGUCAUUAUAUUAAAAAACAAAAAUCUGUUCAA